AUGCCCGCCACGACAGCAGAGACGCUGUCACUCGUGACCCGCAACGUCUCGGUCGCGCCUCUGGUGCUCCUCUCGGCAGCAGACCACUACGGCCGCCAGGCCAAGGGAACACGGAAGCGAGUCGUCGGCGUGCUGCUGGGCCAGAAUGACGGCCACAACGUGCGCGUGUCCAACAGCUUCGCCGUGCCGUUCGAGGAGGACGAGAAGGACCCUUCGGUAUGGUUUCUGGACCACAACUACGUCGAGUCGAUGAACGACAUGUUCAAGAAGGUCAACGCCCGCGAGAAGCUCAUCGGCUGGUACCACACAGGGCCCAAGCUGCGCGCCUCGGACCUGGAGAUCAACGAGCUGUUCAAGCGCUACACGCCGCACCCGCUGUUAGUCAUCAUCGACGUGCAGCCAAAAGAGGUGGGCGUGCCGACCGACGCCUACUUUGCUGUCGAGGAGAUCAAGGAUGACGGCACAACAACCUCCAAGACAUUUGUCCACACACCCUCCGUGAUCGAAGCGGAAGAAGCAGAAGAAAUCGGCGUCGAGCACCUGCUACGCGACAUCCGCGACGUCGCCGUCGGCACUCUCUCCACCCGCAUAACCUCACAACUGCAAUCGUUACAAGGCCUGCACCUACGGCUGCGUGACAUUGGCCAGUACCUGCAGAAGGUUAUCGACGAAGACCUACCCGUCAACCACGCCAUCCUCGGCAACCUUCAAGACGUCUUCAACCUGCUCCCCAACCUGUCAACACCCAAGGCUACACCUCUGGGCGGCGCGGCGGCAGGCCAGACAGAGAACGGAGAACUUGCACGGGCUAUGAGCGUCAAGACAAACGACCAGCUGAUGGCCAUCUACCUGUCAAGCUUGAUCCGCGCUAUCACUGCCUUCCACGACCUGAUUGAGAACAAGAUACAAAACAAGCAGCAGGCCGAGGACAAGGAGGCGAAGAAGGACGACGCCAAGGACGGUGAUAAGGAGAAGAAAGCUGACGGCACAAAUGGCGAGGUCAAGGAGGGUGAGAGCGGUAAAGAAAAGGGCAAGGAGGAGAAGAAGAAGAGCUGA
Dothidotthia symphoricarpi CBS 119687 is the source of this 1056-nucleotide messenger RNA. Its product is annotated as putative 26S proteasome regulatory particle subunit Rpn8. The coding region runs from base 1 to 1056 and encodes 351 amino acids. The record is from RefSeq and is a predicted model, not a curated record. NCBI's taxonomy places the organism in Eukaryota, Fungi, Ascomycota, Dothideomycetes, Pleosporales, Dothidotthiaceae. Gene Ontology annotation, molecular function: metallopeptidase activity; protein binding. The transcript has 2 exons. Gene Ontology annotation, cellular component: proteasome regulatory particle; proteasome complex. Gene Ontology annotation, biological process: proteasome-mediated ubiquitin-dependent protein catabolic process.